Messenger RNA from Phragmites australis (common reed), 1008 nucleotides. RefSeq names its product auxin-responsive protein SAUR76-like. The record is from RefSeq and is a predicted model, not a curated record. Bases 189 to 608 code for a protein of 139 amino acids. The transcript has a single exon. NCBI's taxonomy places the organism in Eukaryota, Viridiplantae, Streptophyta, Magnoliopsida, Poales, Poaceae. Gene Ontology annotation, biological process: response to auxin.
CGCAUUCGCACUUGAUCUGCCUCUCGUGUAUGUCCAUGCGCAAACCUCAGCUCCGUUUGGAACGCGGGAAUUUUCUCCGGAUCUCGGGGAAUUGGACCGCUUCAGUUCCUCUGAGAUUUCUACAGUUUCCAAGUGAGUGAGAGUGUCAGUGUUAAGAGCUUCGGUUGAUACAAGCUAGCUGGGUGUAGAUGAACAGGGUCAGGAAUGUGCUGCUGCGCAAGUGCAAGAGCCUGUCCCGUGCAGGGCGGCCGAGCUCGGCGUCCUACAGCAACCUCCGCUCUAUGUCCACCAGGGAGGCCGCCGCCGACACCGGCGUGGAGGCUCCCGUCGGCAGCGGCGGCGCCGUGGUGUUCGUGGGCAGCUCGCGGCGGCGGUACGUGAUCAGCGCCGAGCGCCUCAGCCACCCGCUCAUCGCCGCGCUCAUCGACCCCGGCGCCGGAGGCGACGACGACAGCGGACGAGAUGGCCGGAAGCCGAUCGCCGUCAACUGCGAGGUGGUGCUGUUCGACCACCUGCUGUGGAUGCUGGACAACGCCGCCGACCUCCGCGCCGGCGGCGGCGACGACGACGACGCCAUGAGGGAGCUGGCCCAGCUCUACGCGUGCUGAUUGAUUACUUGAUGUGUCGUUAAUACAUACACACACGAUUGACAGGCGGCACAUGUUCGUCGAAUUAUUUCCUUUAACCUACCUCGAUCGAUGCCAUUUUUUCCCUCUGUUCUUGCGCCGGACAUCUAAGAUUCUUCGGCGUCAUGGCUUGCAACUUUGCACAGACGGAUUCAUGAUUUCAUGCGGUUGCUUAUGUUUCUUCUUUGUUAUUAAUCGAGCUUCUGGUGUGUAUUAGAGACGGCCAUCAACAUGUUACUUAAGCUUGUGUUUGUCGACAUGACCAUGUGGUUAUUUUGACGAAGAUGUUGUAAAUUGCAAUCCAUGUGACUGAAGUUCUGCUAAUUUGCUCGCUUUUACUGAAAAUAUAUAUACGUGCGCAUGUGCAAAUUCUUGUUCUUCA